This is a messenger RNA of Gavialis gangeticus (Gharial), 1150 nucleotides long. RefSeq names its product glycerol-3-phosphate dehydrogenase 1 (gene GPD1). Lineage: Eukaryota; Metazoa; Chordata; Crocodylia; Gavialidae. The transcript has 9 exons. The record is from RefSeq and is a predicted model, not a curated record. Gene Ontology annotation, molecular function: NAD binding; protein homodimerization activity; glycerol-3-phosphate dehydrogenase [NAD(P)+] activity. The coding region runs from base 26 to 1075 and encodes 349 amino acids. Gene Ontology annotation, cellular component: glycerol-3-phosphate dehydrogenase (FAD) complex; cytosol. Gene Ontology annotation, biological process: carbohydrate metabolic process; glycerol-3-phosphate catabolic process.
GGGUAGUGCAGGGUACACUCCGGCCAUGGGCAGCAAGAAGGUCUGCAUCGUCGGCUCCGGCAACUGGGGCUCCGCCAUCGCCAAGAUCGUGGGUGGCAACGCGGCGCGGCUGCAGCGCUUUGAGCCGGCCGUGCGCCUGUGGGUCUUCGAUGAGGAUGUGGGCGGUGCACGGCUCAGUGACAUCAUCAACACCCGGCACGAAAAUGUCAAGUACCUGCCGGGCCACCGCCUGCCCGACAAUGUCGUGGCCGUGCCUGACCUGGUGCAGGCGGCGGCAGGGGCCGAUGUGCUGAUCUUCGUGGUGCCACACCAGUUCGUGGGCGGCAUCUGCGAGCAGCUCCAUGAGCACGUGCGCAAGGAUGCCAUCGGCGUGUCGCUCAUCAAGGGCGUGGACGAAGGCCCGGAUGGGCUGAAGCUGAUCUCAGAUAUCAUCCGUGAGCGGCUGGGCAUCGAGAUGAGCGUCCUGAUGGGCGCCAACAUUGCCAACGAGGUGGCGGAGGAGAAGUUCUGCGAGACGACCAUCGGCUCCAAGAACCCGGAGCACGGGCAGAUCCUGAAAGAGCUGCUGCAGACGCCCAACUUCCGCAUCACUGUGGUGCAGGACGCCGAGACCGUGGAGAUCUGCGGGGCCCUCAAGAACGUCGUUGCCGUGGGGGCUGGCUUCUGUGACGGCUUGGGCUUUGGGGACAACACCAAGGCGGCCGUGAUCCGCCUGGGGCUGAUGGAGAUGAUCGCCUUCGCCAAGCUCUUCUGCAAGGGCCCCGUUACCUCCGCCACCUUCUUGGAGAGCUGUGGCAUCGCCGACCUCAUCACCACCUGCUACGGCGGCCGAAACCGCAAAGUGGCCGAGGCCUUCGCCAAGACUGGGAAGUCCAUUGAGCAGCUGGAGAAGGAGAUGCUGAACGGGCAGAAGCUGCAGGGCCCGCAGACGGCCGCGGAGCUGCACCACAUCCUCAAGGGCAAGAACCUGGUGGAGAAGUUCCCCCUCUUCACUGCCGUCUAUCAGAUCUGCUACAAGGGCAGGCCCGUGGCGGAGUUCAUCACGUGCCUCCAGAACCACCCCGAGCACAUCUAGCAGGGCCCAGGCCGUUGGCCAAGGCGCUGACCCUGCUGAGCCCCCGUGCUCCCUGCCUGCUGCUUCUGCUGCCUG